CGUACGCGGGGCGCUCCGCUUCCCGUGUUCCCCCCCGUCCCCGGCGCCCCGAGAAGAGAGCCGGGCUUUCCCGCGCGCCCCGGGACGCCUCUGCUCAGGAGCCGGGGGCCGGGGGCCCCACGAUGGCCGCGGGACGCAGCCACAGGGAGCCGCGGCGAGGAUACCCGGGCGCCCCUGCCUAGCGGGGCGCAGCCUCCUCCUAGUCCGCCGCCCGACCGGCGGGAUGGGGGGCGGAGGGUCUGCCCUGAGGGUCUGCGCGGACCACCGCGGGGGCAUCAACUGGCUCAGCCUGAGCCCCGACGGGCAGCGCCUGCUGACGGGCAGCGAGGACGGCACGGCCCGACUCUGGAGCACCGCGGACGGCCAGUGCUGCGCCCUCCUGCAAGGGCACGAAAGCUACGUGACCUUCUGCCAGCUGGAGGACGAAGCUGCCUUCACGUGCAGUGCUGACUGCACCAUCAGGAAGUGGGACGUGCUGACUGGACAGUGUCUGCAGGUGUUCCGAGGACACACGUCCAUUGUGAACAGGAUCCUGGUCGCCAACAACCAGCUCUUCAGCAGCUCCUACGACCGGACAGCUCGAGCCUGGAGUGUGGACAAGGGGCAGGUGGCCCGGGAGUUCCGGGGCCACCGCAACUGUGUGCUGACUCUAGCCUACUCUGCCCCCCAGGACCUCCCUGGGGCUCCGUGCGCGGAGGAGGCCGUGGCCAGGGGGCUCCUGGUGACGGGCAGCACGGAUGGCACGGCCAAGGUCUGGCAGGUGGCCAGCGGCUGCUGCCACCAGACACUGCGGGGCCACACAGGUGCCGUGCUCUGCCUGGUGCUGGCCACGCCUGGCCACACGGCCUUCACCGGCAGCACGGACGCCACCGUCCGAGCCUGGGACAUCCUGAGUGGGCAGCAGCUGCGGGUGUUCCAGGAGCACCAGGGCUCCGUCAUCUGUCUGGAGCUGGUGAACCGGCACGUGUACUCGGGCAGCGCCGACAGGACGGUCAAGUGCUGGCUGGCAGACACGGGCGAGCGUGUGCGCACGUUCGCGGCCCACAGACACAGCGUGAGCGCCCUCAAGUACCACGCGGGCACCUUGUUCACGGGCAGCGGGGACGCCCGCGCGCGCGCCUUCGACGCCCAGUCUGGAGCGCUGCGGAGAGUGUUCCGCGGCCACGCCUUCAUCAUCAACUGCAUCCAGGUGCACGGCCAGGUGCUCUACACGGCCUCGCACGACGGCGCGCUGCGUCUCUGGGACGUGCGCGGCCUCCCGCGCGCCCCGCCGCCGCGUCCCGCCGCCCCCAAGCGCAGCCUCUCGCGCCUCUUCAGCAACAAAGUGGGCUGCGCCGCCGCCGCGCCCCUGCAGCCGGCCUGAGACGCCCCGACCGGCUGCCCACGGACCCGCGGAGGGAGCGCGGCCCGCCGGCACCGGGGGCUCCGAGGGCAAGGACCGGGGCGGCGGUGGUGCCUGUCCUCCGCGUCCGCUGACUUCCGAAGCCCUCGCCAAGCCGCCCGUGGG
Balaenoptera acutorostrata (minke whale) is the source of this 1507-nucleotide messenger RNA. RefSeq names its product WD repeat domain 86 (gene WDR86). The record is from RefSeq and is a predicted model, not a curated record. The transcript is spliced from 7 exons. The coding region runs from base 224 to 1363 and encodes 379 amino acids. NCBI's taxonomy places the organism in Eukaryota, Metazoa, Chordata, Mammalia, Artiodactyla, Balaenopteridae. Gene Ontology annotation, molecular function: protein binding.